AUGUCCACCGCCAGCUUCAACUACUACACCAGCUUCAGCUUCAAGCUCGCUCAAGCAGUAGGGAUUCUAGGUUCUGCUGGGGCGUCGAUACUAAUUAUUACUAUCAAGAACAGCAGGAGCAAGAAAAUCAACAGCAAGAAAAUCAACAGCAAGAACAACAACAAGACAAAUCCGAAUCUUCUACAACUACAACAACGAGUAAUAUACCACACCUCCUCCACCAAUGGCUCUACAUCUACAACAAAGGAGGCAAAACCUUCCCGUACCUCGUCGCAGGAUCGGCUCUCGCAUACGCUACAUUAUAGUAUACUUCCAGUAUACUCCAACUUACCAUGA
Messenger RNA from Rasamsonia emersonii CBS 393.64, 336 nucleotides. RefSeq lists its product as uncharacterized. Lineage: Eukaryota; Fungi; Ascomycota; Eurotiomycetes; Eurotiales; Trichocomaceae. The coding region runs from base 1 to 336 and encodes 111 amino acids. The transcript has 5 exons. The record is from RefSeq and is a predicted model, not a curated record.